Messenger RNA from Chanos chanos (milkfish), 966 nucleotides. RefSeq names its product POP4 homolog, ribonuclease P/MRP subunit (gene pop4). The record is from RefSeq and is a predicted model, not a curated record. Gene Ontology annotation, biological process: rRNA processing; tRNA 5'-leader removal. Gene Ontology annotation, molecular function: ribonuclease P RNA binding. Gene Ontology annotation, cellular component: ribonuclease MRP complex; ribonuclease P complex. The transcript is spliced from 7 exons. The coding region runs from base 64 to 726 and encodes 220 amino acids. NCBI's taxonomy places the organism in Eukaryota, Metazoa, Chordata, Actinopteri, Gonorynchiformes, Chanidae.
AGAAGACAAAAAAUCGGUUUGAAGAACUUAUUUCUAGCGUGAACAUAGCACGUGCUCUAGAAAAUGGAACAGGUUGUACAGCACGAACUACCGGCAGAGGAAAGCAGUAUUUUGGGUGUGAAGUCCCAGGGUGGCAAACCAGCAGGAGCAUUCACAAAAGCUUUCCUGACGCACAGUUUACCCAAACUGGCUGAGAAGGACAUCGAAGAUGUGAUGUUGCAUAAGGCCGUCAUUCUGGACUACGCCAAACAAAGCAAAGAGAAGAAAAACAGAAAGAGAGCAAAAGGGCUGAGUGCCAAACAGAAGAGGGAGCUGAAAGUGUUCCAACUGAAACCAGAACAUCAAAGGUAUGAGCUCUUCCUCCCUUUGCAUGACUUGUGGAAACAGUACAUACGGGAUUUGUGUAAUGGUCUGAAACCAGAAAGUAACCCACAGACAAUUCAGCAAAAGCUUUUGAAGGCUGAUUUACACGGUGCCGUCUUAACAGUCGUCCGAUCAAAGUGUCCCUCGUACGUGGGGACGACAGGAAUUCUUGUGCAAGAGAUGAAACACGUAUUCAAAAUCAUCACAAAAGAGGACAGACUUAAAGUCAUUCCAAAGAGAAAUAGCGUGUUUUCUGUGGAAACGGGCAACUUUGUGAACUACAUCUAUGGCAGCAAGUUUGAACUCCGUGCCAGCGAGCGUUCAGCAAAGAAAUUCAAAGCCAGAGGAACCAUUGACUUGUAAUGGAUGCCUGCUCUCACAGCCAGAGUCCUUUCUCACUGGGCCUUUGCUUGUUAUAGGCUCCUGUGAGUGAAGUCAGAGACGAGAGUCUAAAGAAGUCUGUCACAAGGCUCAGUGUCAACGGCUAUGAUAGGCUGACCUGUCAUUUAAGAGACAUGGCAGCUUCAUAAACUUUUCAAGCUGAAGGGUUUGUGAAAACAUUGGACAAAGAAAAGCCAGUGUUUGUUUUAGAGGCAAUUUGUC